AUGCCCAGAACACACCUCGCACCCCCAUCCCUUCGCAAAGAGACUGAAGAUUGGGAAGAAUGGGAGGAUGACGACGUCACUACACCGAUCGAGCCGGUAGAGCAAGUCCAGAUGGAAACUCAGGCUGCCACUCCCGGCUCAAAAUCAAACAACCGAGCAUCAAAACAGCCAGUCGUCAAAGUCAAGAGACUAAAAUCACGACAUCGCCAAAAGGCUCAAAACGCCAAGGCUGGAAUCAAGCUGAUCACCGACAUGGCCACUCUGGGACGCCAGAACCGGGGUACAGUAUGGACACCGGAUAGCAGGCCUCCCAAGUUCGUUGAUGCUGCUGCUUUGAGAGCAUUGGAGGGUGAACCGACCUCGGCUUCGGUUGGAAACUGGAACUGGUUCAAGAAGAACAAGGGAGGAAGUCCACAAUCAGCAGCCCCUCCAGCUUCAGCCCUGACUCUAGGCAAUGGCGUCUCUCCAGACGGCCAACACAUCAUGAUUGGCCUUUCCAUUGAUCAAAAUGAUCAGCAGAUAUAUGCAAACAAUAACAAUAACAGCACGAAUACAACAACCCAAACACCCGAUAUUCGCGGCCCAUCCUCAGGCAUGACCUCAACGGAGCACCUGAUCUCUGUCUGGUCCCCAGAUACUCCAACUCCAGACACCACCUCCUCUCACACUUUCCGUGCAGUGUCAAGUGUGUACUCGCAGAUCCCGAACCCGGCGCGCAUAGUGCCAUCAGUUGAUCCUGAAGCGCCCCCGGUUCCCCUUCUUCCGAAGACUUACAAGCACAUGUCUGUGCAAAGGGUGAAGAGCAUGGAGGCUACCCCGAACACUGCUGAAGAUGAUGAUGCCGGAACCCCUUGCACCCUCUUUGAGGAGGAUGCAAGCCCAGUUCCAAAGAAACAAGCCGUUCAGCCAAAAUCACCCCCCCUUCCCCUGAAAGCCUACAAUUCAACACUCACCCCGGAUAGCGCCGCUUCAAAAUCCCGUGGCUGGUGGGAUCAUGUCGUCACUCCAUUCAUGGAUAGCAAGAGAUUUACCUUCUCGACCCAGGUGGUGAAGGCCGAUUCCCCUAGAUUCGAAUCCCCUUCCGAACACAGCCCCAGCCCGCCUGUCAGGGAGAUGGAUAUGGACGAGAAGCGAAUCAUCUCAGACUUUCUAGCUGUGCCAGUUCCUUCCGCUGGCAAGCCCCCCAGCAUCAAGGUGCCGACUCCCAGGCGAAGCCCAUCACCCCGCCUAGUCGACACCCGAGAUGAGAGCCCUGGCCAAUCUUCAACUCAGACAAGCCCCGUCACUUCUGAUAGCGCGUUGGGCUCUGUACAAAAGGCUUUGUUCGACUCGCCAAACCCCAGUCUUGCCGACCAGCCACCCCCCUAUUCACCUCCCAAGAAGAACGGACCAGCACCUGUUAGAUACCGGGCUGUGUUCCCACCUGGCCACUUUCUCCAUGCUCAGUUUCCGCCAUCACCAAGACCCCAGACUCCUGGGUCGGCGGGUCUCGGAGCUACAAUGACGUCGCAGGGCGCCACUCCAAUGUUAGACGUCCCCAUCACGCCAACGGUGCCACGCGACAUGCCGGAAGCCCCUCCGAUGCCCUUGCCAAACCGACCUGCGGGAACGUUUGUUCCUCAGGAGCACUCUCUUGGGGCUACCGGUUCGGAAAAUAAGGUUGAGCGCCAGCGUCGCCGUCAUGAGAAAGAGGAGGUGGUAGCUAGGCGUGUCGGUGGAUGCUGGAGAGGACGGGGUUGCGUGCCCAAGAGCGGGUGCUUUGGCCGAGCAGGCGCAGAAGGCCGUAAGAGACGCAGGGCAUGGCUCGGCGUCAUCAUUGCUGCUAUACUCGCCCUCAUCCUCAUCAUUGUGCUCUCAGUGAUGCUCACUCGUCCCCACAGUCAAGAGGUCCAUUCGAUCUGGGUCAACCUCACAGACUUCCCACCAAUGCCGACUGGUGUUCUGACUUUCGAGGGGCCUGAUAACACGGCUUCCAGGAGUGGUUGUACUGAGCCUUCUACGCUCUGGAGUUGCUCGCUGCCCAAAGAACAGCAUGAUUCAGUUUCUCCUUUCAAGCCGAACCAGCCUACAAUCAUUAUGCAAAUCCAAUGGGAUAAUAGCACUCAGAAAUCCUGGAACGUCCCCAACGGCGAUGCCCCCAAAUCUGUUGCAAGGAGAGCCUUGGGAGGGCCGGCUCAUGCGGCAAGCGUACUCCGGACACGAGAGACGAACAAGUUCACCCCCAGCCCCGAAGCUCCUGACUACAAGGAAAUGUGGUUUUUGGGCGAAACUACGGACAAUGUUACUGCCACGGAGAAGGCCGGGGAACCCGCGCCUUUCUAUAUCAGUAUCCUCGAUGACGCGAGCAAGCCGGUGGAAAACCCAGUGCUUAGCAAAAGACAGACAACAAUCGGCGAUGGAAAUUUCAUCAAGAAUUACAUCUCAGCACCCGACCUGCUCGAGGAUGGCACGCCCGCUCCGGCGGUAUUGUUUCCCAAACCUGUUCAGCAGCCCGUGAGACUGUAUGACAGAGGGCUUUCUACUGAACGCUAUGCAUUUUACACAUACUUUAAGAGGACCAUCUACCUCAAAUCUACCGCAGCGAACAACAGAACCGAAGAACCCGUUCCCCUUGACGAGGAGGGAGGGUGUGCCAAGACAGAAGCCAACUACUUGGCCACUUGGUCGCAGACGCGUAUGCUUGUGCAGAUAUGGACGAAGAGAUUGGACCAAAAUAACGUCAAACUGCUUGGAAAUGGCAGCCGCAGCAGUAGUGAGGAAUCAGAUGGCCUCAGUCGUCCUGGGACAAUGCCAUAUCCUGUCACCGUCACAUUGGAUACGCAUGGUGGAAACCAAUCGUCCUGCGACGACACGGGCGUCGCCAUCCUCACCCGCAACCAUGACGGGAGCCCCGAUAGCAAGGGCCCUGCGUACUCCCUGCCCUUCAACGAGUUCAUAUCCUCCGACCACCGCGAGUUCCGAGGCAUUGAGCCCCUCGUCGCCGUAAAGGGCCACACCAGCUCGCUCGCGCCGCUCCUGCGCAGAGCUGUACACCACCUCCCCGACGCCACGGACGCGGACGUCACAAGCUCAAGGGAAGGCUCGAAGAGUAGUAAGAUAUGCUGGACGGAGGACGGCAGGCCGAAGAAGGUCCCCGACUUCGUGUCCGUGACGCGGGGGCCCGGGAACAUGUCCAACCUGUCCGUCGGCCUCAACACGGCCAAGGGGCUCGCCGUCGCCUGGGACGUCCCCCUCGUCGGCGUGCACCACAUGCAGGCCCACGCCCUGACGCCCAGACUGGUGAGCGCGCUGGGGAUGAAACCGGCCGCUGACACCGGCGGCAGCAAGAGACCGGCCCGCGGCUCAAGGGGGACCACCAAGCAGCAGCAGCAAACCUCCAGCAGCGGCAGCACAUCACCAGAGUUCCCCUUCCUCUCCCUCCUCGUAUCCGGCGGCCACACCCAGCUCGUCCACUCCAGAUCCCUGACCGACCACCGGAUCCUCGCGUCCACCCUCGACGUCGCCCUCGGGAACCUCCUGGACCACGCCGCCCGCGAGAUCCUCCCGCCAGACGUCCUGGCCGCCGUCCCGGACGUCAAGUACGGCCGGCACCUCGAGGCCUUCGCCUUCCCCGGCGGCGGCACCCAGGACGAGUACGCCUUCUACCCGGUCCCCACCGCCCGCGCCUACGAGCUCGCCAGCCUCGACUCGGGCUACGACUGGUUCCUCCCCUGCCCCAUGGCCAGGGACCGCAAGCUCGCCUGGUCCUUCUCCGGCCUCGGCUCCUCCGCCUCCAACAUCGUCGCCCAGAUCUCCGCCUCCCACUCCUCCUCCUCCUCCUCCUCCUCAUCACCGUCCGCAGAGGUCGAGGAGCGCCGCGCCCUCGCCCGCCACACCUUCGCCGCCGCCUUCCGCCACCUCGCCGGCCGCAUCGUCCUCGCCCUCGAGGACUGCCGGGACCUGAAUCCCCCUCCCGCCACGCUCGUCGUCGCCGGCGGCGUCGCCUGCAACCGCUUCCUCAUGCACGUGCUGCGCAGGACCCUCGCCGCCCGCGGGUACGGGCGCAUGCGCAUCGUCGUGCCCCCGCCCGCCCUCUGCACCGACAACGCCGCCAUGAUCGCGUGGGCCGGCAUGGAGAUGUACACAGCGGGGUGGCACACCGACCUGUCCGUCCUGGCCAUCAGCAAGUGGCCCAUGGACCCGGACCGGGGAGAGGGCAUUAUGGGUGCCCCGGGAUGGCUGAAGAGAUAG
Molecule: messenger RNA, 4230 nt
Organism: Clonostachys solani
Lineage: Eukaryota; Fungi; Ascomycota; Sordariomycetes; Hypocreales; Bionectriaceae
Source: the annotation of a GenBank genome assembly